This is a messenger RNA of Haemonchus placei, 420 nucleotides long. The record is from the annotation of a GenBank genome assembly. Lineage: Eukaryota; Metazoa; Nematoda; Chromadorea; Rhabditida; Trichostrongylidae.
CUGCGAAUACAGAUCGCAAUUCCCAUUUGUGGUUGUUGUUCAAUUAACCUCUGUUGCAGGUCAUACACACUCCUAGGUGCUUUGACACUGAAUGGAGCCUACAUGAUAGAUUGGUUGGAAAUUGCCACCAGCAUCUUUGUGUGGAUGGCUAUUUCAUAUACUGUACUCUAUCUCAGUGCCUCGUUCGUUGCUUUAAUGAUGAUGCGAAGACACCCGUACGUGGUGCUCUUCGUAAUACCUCUUCUUGCUAUGUGUGUGAUUGGACCAGUCACUGUCGGUGUGGCGACGUCUCUGGUGUUAGCGUACACACUAUCUGCCUCUGAUAAAGAAAUUAGCCCUUGGCAUUGCAUGGUUCUAGGAGUGUUUCAAAGUAUUAUGUUAGUCAUUGUUUCCUUUAGUCGUUUGUUAGGGACGUUAUAG